Molecule: messenger RNA, 475 nt
Organism: Telopea speciosissima
Lineage: Eukaryota; Viridiplantae; Streptophyta; Magnoliopsida; Proteales; Proteaceae
Product: sm-like protein LSM2
Exons: 3
Coding region: 119-400 (93 amino acids)
Biological process (GO): mRNA splicing, via spliceosome
Cellular component (GO): U6 snRNP; P-body; U4/U6 x U5 tri-snRNP complex
Molecular function (GO): RNA binding
Source: RefSeq, a predicted model, not a curated record
GCAAUCUUAGGUGCGAAAAAUCUUAGUCCUAAGAUAUAGAAAGGUUCUUCGCUUCGUCUUCAAGAGCAAAGGGGUUUCGUUCGCCUUCUUUCUUUGUUCUACAAAUGGUACGGUGAAGAUGUUGUUCUUCUCUUAUUUCAAGGAUUUAGUGGGAAGAGAAGUGACGGUCGAACUGAAGAAUGAUCUCGCCAUUAGAGGAACUCUUCAUUCCGUCGAUCAAUACCUAAAUAUUAAGCUUGAGAACACGAGGGUUGUUGAUCAAGACAAGUAUCCUCACAUGCUUUCAGUGCGGAACUGCUUCAUCAGGGGAUCAGUUGUGAGGUAUGUGCAGCUUCCCCCAGAUGGAGUUGAUGUUGAUCUCCUUCAUGAUGCCACUAGGAGAGAAGCUCGUGGUGGUUGAUUAUUAUCUUCUUCCUCUUGGAUAAAUAGGGAGAAGAAUUUAAAUGGGGUGGUCUUGUGGUGAUAUUAUGCACUA